GGGGCGGGGACAGCACGGCGGCGGCCGCUCAGUGUCGCGGGAGCCGGACCGCGCAGGCCCGUCCCGGCGGCCCGGGGGGCGCCAUGUGGUUCAUGUACGUGCUGAGUUGGCUGUCGCUGUUCAUCCAAGUGGCAUUCAUCACUCUGGCCGUCGCGGCUGGACUGUACUACCUAGCAGAGCUGAUAGAAGAAUACACGGUGGCCACCAGCAGAAUCAUCAAAUACAUGAUCUGGUUCUCCACAGCAGUGCUGAUUGGCCUCUACGUCUUCGAGCGCUUCCCCACCAGCAUGAUUGGCGUGGGCCUUUUCACCAACCUCGUCUACUUUGGCCUUCUCCAGACCUUCCCCUUCAUCAUGCUGACGUCACCUAACUUCAUCCUGUCGUGCGGGCUAGUGGUGGUGAACCAUUACCUGGCAUUUCAGUUUUUUGCGGAAGAAUACUAUCCUUUCUCUGAGGUCCUGGCCUACUUCACAUUCUGCCUGUGGAUAAUCCCGUUUGCUUUCUUCGUGUCACUCUCAGCUGGGGAGAAUGUCCUGCCCUCCACCAUGCAGCCAGGCGAUGACGUGGUCUCCAAUUACUUCACCAAAGGCAAGCGAGGCAAGCGCUUAGGCAUCCUGGUUGUCUUCUCCUUCAUCAAAGAGGCCAUCCUACCCAGUCGGCAGAAGAUAUACUGACCCUUUGGGGAGGGCAUGUGGGGGGCAAGACCAAUAGAGCCAGGCCCCCUGGGACUCUGGGCUAAUCGUGCCUGGGAGCCUGGAAAGUGUCUGCCAGCCCAGGUUUCCCUCCCCUCUGUUCUGAAGCCCCAUCCCCAUCCUCCUCAGGAGGCUUGAAUGCUGCCCAGGGCACCAGAGAGGGUAGCAGAGCCUGCUAUGCCAGGAGGCUAUGUUCCCAGCCCUUCCCUCUCCAGAGGUGGGUCUGGUCAGAUGGGGCAGGCAGGGAAGCGUGUAUGAAGCUGGGGGACUGUCAGCAAGUUCUCAGGCAGGUGGCCAUAGGGAGGAGCUGAGGGGCAGCACUUCCAGGAAAAGUGCAUUUUGCUGUUGAAACGUGGGUCUUGUCCAAUGCUGAUUCCCUUUUGAAUAAAGAUUCUAGGUGGCACUGUUUGCCUUAACACCUGAGGAGUUCAUCUCCUUCUCUGCCUGCUAAUCUUCUGCCUAGACUGGGCUAGCCUAGCCUGCUCUAGGGACUCCUCUUCUGGCUCUUGCCCUUCUGAUAGGGAUUCUUAUGGCCCUAGGUGGGAUGAGAACAGAGAUGAGAAUGAGGGGGCAAAGGCAGUUUUUCUGAGACUCCUCCUUCUUUCCAUGUCUCUUUCCCCAGACUGUGAUAGUCUGGAGUGGGGGAGGGGUAGAAAGUUUAUGGCUGGGUUAGAGAUGCAGCCCGUCUACAAUAUCCUAUUUAUGUCUUCCUUUGAGAAAAAGGAGAAAUUUCUUGGUAAAUUCUAUCUCAGGCUCAAUGAAAAAAAUAAACAUUGGCUUCUAGGCAGCCUAGGCUGUGGCCUGUUUGUUGAGAAAUGGGGCUGGGAAAGGCUGCCGCUCAGAGCACACAGGCCUCACGCCAGCGCUCCUGGCUCCUGGAGGGAUGUGAGCUCUGUCUUCUAAGAAGGCGGGCCUCAUCCUAGGCACAGACCAGCAUCUGUUGGCCUUGCACUCCAACUACACACAGUGCCUUGCAGGGGCUCAGCAGGGUAGGAAUGGACGUCCCCUCCCCCAGCCGAAUCUCGUACCUCACAGUGAGUCUGGCAGGUGCCCAGAUGGACAAGGCAUGGGCAAGAUCCCAGUUCGUGAACAUCUUACGCAUCCGUCAUCGCAUCGGCUCUUGCGUUUCUGUCGAGUCUUGGCCUGCUAUUUUCUGAAUUUGUUGUGCAGCUACAGGUGAGAUCGCCAGACCUAUUCCUGCCACUCGGUGGGUUAAGGUAUAGGACAUGGGCUGCUGCCCACCAGUGGGCUCAGACUGGCCCUGCUUGCUUGGCUGUCCACUUUAUCUUUGUUCAUCCUGCCUGCUGCUCAGACAGGGGCUUUCACAAGCUCACCCCGGUCGACUCAUCACAGAUCACCUGCUAGAUCUUGUAGCUGGCACAGCUGAUGGCCUGCUUUUUGGCUCGCACUUGUGUGGCUGUUGUCCCUUUACCUCUGUCCUUUCAGUCUGUUAUAUAGGCUUCUUUCUCGCCCUGUGCACACAGGGGCUCCUUGGCUGUCUUAUGAAUUUCCUCAGGAAGCCCAGCUGUGCUGGUGGCUUUAGGGAUGCUGUGGAGGAAGCCAGGGCCAACCUUCAGUCCCAGCUACUUCCUAACUCAACCACAGUUCUGCUGCCUCAUGGGCAGAGACAAUUUGAGCUCAGCAUCUGUCUGUUCACCCGCUCUUUGCAGUACCUCGUCUCUGGUCUCAUGACGGCACAGGAGCCAGGCAGGCUGUUGCUUUCUCUUUCUGCCCUACGUCUAGUCUACCUGAUCUGAUCUUGGUAUCUCUGUAUUUGGGCCACCUCUACUGUCAUCUCUCACCUCAUUUUGUUUUGACAGUUCCCUAUGUUUCUCUAUCCUUUGACCAGCUAGGGUUCUUUCUAAAAUGCACAGUUGGCCAAGUCUUUUCUGGCCCCCAACUCUCCCCAGCUCUCCACUGCCCUCAGGAUAAAGUCCAGACUCCUUAGCAUGGUGUGGGAGGCUCCUGGGUCCCUCACUAGCUUCACCACUUGACAUGUGCUCUGGGUCCCAGCCUCCUGUACACAGAGACCAUGGCUCUAGCUGCUUUGAUACCCUUCCUUCCACUUACUUUGGUAACUUGCCACUUUUCCUCUUAGAUUUUAUUUCCUCCAAGGAGCCUUGAAUGUCCCCUCCUCCCCUAGCCCCAGCUGCCACACAGACCCCUCUAGGCUCACUGGCCUGCAGUGUGGUCUGUCUCCCCACUAGACUGGAAGCUCCUUGAGGGCAGGGAAAGCCCUUGGGGUUUUGUAUUAUCAACUACCUGAUUUUGGCGCCUGGCCCAUGGAAAGCACUCAAUAAAUGUUUUGUUUAAAGA
Molecule: messenger RNA, 3008 nt
Organism: Grammomys surdaster
Lineage: Eukaryota; Metazoa; Chordata; Mammalia; Rodentia; Muridae
Gene: Tex261
Product: testis expressed 261
Exons: 6
Coding region: 84-674 (196 amino acids)
Biological process (GO): endoplasmic reticulum to Golgi vesicle-mediated transport
Cellular component (GO): COPII-coated ER to Golgi transport vesicle; Golgi membrane; endoplasmic reticulum membrane
Molecular function (GO): COPII receptor activity
Source: RefSeq, a predicted model, not a curated record